Molecule: messenger RNA, 418 nt
Organism: Pelecanus crispus (Dalmatian pelican)
Lineage: Eukaryota; Metazoa; Chordata; Aves; Pelecaniformes; Pelecanidae
Source: RefSeq, a predicted model, not a curated record
UGAACUGGAGCGUCUGAGCAACCUAGUUGGUAAACCGUCUGAGAAUCAUCCCCUGCACAAUAGUGGACUGUUGAGUCUAGAUCCUGUUCAGGACAAGACACCUCUUUACAGCCAACUUCUUCAAGCCUACAAAUGGUCAAAUAAGGUAAGAGAAUACAUCAAUGCCCACCUCUCAAGCCCAUCGAGGUCGCUCUGGAUGGCAUCCCUUCCCUCCAGCGUGUCGACUGCACCACGCAGCUUGGUGUCACCAGCAGACUUGCUGAGGGUGUGUGCAAAUCCCCCUGUCCAUGUUGCUGACAAAGAUGUUAAACAGUGCCGGUCCCAGUACGAACCUGUGAGGAAUGCCACUCGUCACUGGUCUCCACUUGGACACCAAGCCAUUGACCGCAACUCUUUGAAUGUGACCAUCCCAUGUUAG